AUGUCCGACCCCAGUGACCCCAACGAGUCAGCUCUCAUCCACGAGGCCUCGCACGAAAACUCCAUAGAUCACGAUCAGCCAGAAGACACAUCUGCUGCGGGCGAUAGAUCUGUGGAUGACGUCGUUGCAGAAAGCGAUAGAACGUCGUCCGAAAAGGAGGGCGGGGAGCUCGUUGAUGAAGAACAUCUCGACAACGAUCGCGAAGAUCACGAAACCCACAAAGACGAAGCUGAGAAGAGCGAAAACAUCGAUGUCGAGCCGGUCAGCCCCACAGUGUCCAAAGUCUCAGCACCAUCGACCCCUUCUUCCGCCGCUGCUCGUGCUACCGGUACUCCAAAGACCAGCACAACUGUGUCAGCUGCAACUCGAAGGGCUGUCGGCGGUGCUCGACCGUCCGUAACAGGCACGACAACGGGUCGAACAGCGCUCCCCGCAGUUCCAGCCGGCGCUGCACGUACAGGCGUCGCAGGACGUCCUAUCGUCACUUCCGCUCGCGGAGCUACAGCUACGGCCGCUUCGAGAACCGGCGCUACUAGUGCUCGUCCAGGCGCAAUGGGUCGAACGAGCUUAGCGCCCGGUAGUUCCGCUAGUACCGGUAACACCGCUGCUCGUCCAGGUGUAGCGGGUCGUACUAGCCUGGCACCAGGCAGUGCCACUAGUGCUGGUAUCGCCGCGGCCCGUCCAGCUGCGGCCGCAGCCAGAUCAUCCACAGCAAGCACAGCAGCCACUGCAGUCCGGCCUGUGCCCGCCUCCACAUCCGCAGCUGCGGGACGACGUGUUCCUGCUGUGCCUUCGUCGCCAGCUGCAAGCACAACCAGUGCCACAGGGGUGCGUCGAGCUGCUGGGGUAGCUUCUGCUGCUCCUCCAGCUGCCAGCACAGCUCCAGUACGUAAGGUUGUUGGGGUCGUGCCUGCUGCUGCCUCGUCCACGACAGCGGCUCGAAGGCCUCCUGUCUCGUCAACUGCAGGUGCAGUUGCCGCUUCUCUCACGACAAAAAGAGCAUCGGUUGCCGGAUCAAGCUCAUCGUCGAGUGGAGGGCCUGCUGCAGGGACCGCUGCUGCUCGACGCGCAUCUGUGACGAGCAAUAGUGCAAGCGCUACUGGUACAACCGCGCGCCAAGUUUCGGCAGCUCGACCCAGCCUGGCUGCGUCAGCACGACCAGGUGCUGUCUCUGCGACAGCGUCUACUGUUGCUAGGAAGAGCCUUGCUCCAGUCGGAUCCACAACGACUGCCUCCGUCAAAGAUCUGCAAGACAAGGUUGCCAAGUUGGAGGCGGAGCUAGCCGAGCAGAGCGACCAGUUGGAUUCGCUCAAAUCCGAUCUCGAGACCAAGGACGAAGAGCUGCAAGCCAAGACGGUGAGCCUCUCUGCUGCCGAGGCCAAACUUGCUGAUGCAAAGGAGUCUGCGGCGAAGUCAGAGGAGCAGUCCGGCCCAGCCUCAUUCGACCGGGUCAAAGAGCUGGAAGCUGAGGUAGAGCGGCUUCGAACCCAAACCGGCUCGUCCGAUGAGCAGCGCGCCAAUCAAACCUCUCAACACAAUAGUGCUAUUAGCGAGAAGGAAGAGCUCAUUGCCACUGCACACAGCAAGAUUGACGACCUCGAGGCCCAGCUAAGCGAGGCUCGUUCCGCUCUCGAAAACGCUUCAUCUGCACGAGAUGCAAGUGCAAAGGUAUCGGACCCAAACGAAUCCGAGGUUGUGGCAGCCCUCCAGCAGCAACUCACUGAAAGUCUCAAACGAAUCGAGGAACAUCAGAUCAGUGCAAAGCAAGCGCAUGAUGAGACCCUGUCCGCCAACAAAGCUAUUGCCGAACUGGAGCAACGCGUUCAGCAGUUGACUUUGGACCAUGAGCAGAAGGCCGCGGCCGGUGAUUCUCAACUUACAGAACAGCGCCAGGCUCACGAAUCUUUGGUCAAAGAGGCCAACGACAAAGCAUCCGCCUUGACGUCUCAGAACAAAAGGCUCCAGGCUGAGCUCGAUGAACUGAAGUCUCAGCUUCUCGAAGCUCAGAAUAAGGUCACCAAAGCAAGCGCAACCGACGAAGAGGUCAAUUCGGCCUUGGCUGAGAAGGAAGCGCAGGUGGACUCUCUAGAACAGAGUCUUCAAGCUUUGCAAGGAAAGUUCGCUGAGCUACAAGCUGUUGAAGCAGAGCUGCAAAAGCAAGUCUCGACGCUCGCGGAAAGAGAGCAACGCAUUAAAGAUUUAGAAGAUCAAAUGGAGGCCGAUUCUUCCGCAUUCGAAACCAGACUCGUUGAGGCCGUCGCUGCUGCUGAAGCUGCAGCCCUCGCCAAAGCUCAGUAUGAACACCAGCAAGAGCGAGCUUCUGUAGACUCGCAGCACGGUGAAGCGCUCUCCAAAGCGAUCGAGCAGGCUCGAACGGAAGCAGAGCAAAAACAUGCGGCCAUCCUCGAAGAUGCUGUUAACAGCGCUCGGCGUGAGCUGUCGGCUGAGCAUGCAAAAACGCUCGAACGUGAGCUCGAGCAAGCUAACGCCAAACAUGCUGAACAGAAGGAGAGCGAGCUCGAAGCCGCUCGACGCGAUGCCGAGGAGCAGGUCCGUAUUGCUCUGCAGAAGGAACACCAGGCGGCUUUGAAAGAGGCACAAGCUUCAGAUGCCUCUCGACAUGCUGAGGAGCUCUCCGCGUUGGCCACUGCACACGAGACUACUCUCUCGCAAACUCGUGAGCAGCACGCUUUGGAGCUCUCGUCUCGUCACGAUGAAGCCGAGGAGCGCCUCAAACAAAUGCAGCAAAACCUGGAACAGGUGAAAGCCGAACUCGCGUCUCAAGAGUCAAAGUAUGCUGCUCAGGUUGCCGAGAUCAAGGCCGAGCAUGAUCAAAAGGUGAAGGAUGCCUUUGAACAGGCACGUGCCGAAGCGGGAAAGCAUCACUCAACCGAACUUCAAGGUCUCAAGGAGCAAUCGGCCAAGACGCUCGAACAAAUUCGCAAAUCGCACGCUGAUGAGCUCAAGGACAUGCAGACGGUGCAUGCCGCAGCUCUCCAGGAAGCGGACGAGCGGCACGCGAGCGAACUGAAACGUGUGCAGCUAGAACUCAACGCGGCGCAGGGCGACCUGAAGAGGACUAAGGACUCGCUUGCACAGCUCCAAACCGGAAAAGAGGCCGCCGACGCCCGCAUUCAAUCGCUGCAGGCUGAGCUUGCUUCCGCCUCAGACCAAGCCAAGCAGGAUGCCUUGGACUCAAGUGCUGUGAAAUCCUCCGAGACAGCGGCGCUCCGAACGAAGAUCGAGCAGCUGGAGCAGGAGCUCUCAGACAUGCGCAACGCUCACGAUCAGUCGCAGACGGCCUUUGUCGAGCAAUUUGAGGCUAUCUCGAACCAACACGAGGCCGAUAAGAAGGCUUUGGUCGAGAAACACGUUGACGAGGUCAAGCAGCUCACAAAACAGCACGAAGAAGCAUUCGUGCCGCUCCGAGAGAGGCAGUUGGAGGACAUGGAUAAGCUCAUGGAUCUGCAAGACAAGCUUGACGAGGCGGUGCGGGCACGCGAUGCCGCCGCUAAGGAGCUAGCUCUGAUGAGGUCCACGGGAGCAAGCGCCACUCCUACCACUGCAGCGAAUUUGCUUGAGGGACAGGGUAACGAGAACCAGACGAUGAGCGAUCUGGAGCGACUCCACGCUGCGCACACCGAGAAGGUCGCUAUGCUUUCGAAUCAGCAUCACGAGCAGCUCGAGCAGAUCUUGGCCGAACGCCGCGCCGAACGUGAUGAGCUGGAACACUGUCGUCGCGAUCUGCAGAACGCCAAGCAAGAGGUCAAGUUCCUCACUCAGGAACAAGAAGAGGUCGACAAGCUCAAGCAAGAGAUUGGAGAAUUGGAAGAGCGACUGAAACAGGCGUUGGCCAGCGCUGCUGCAGCUUGA
Messenger RNA from Mycosarcoma maydis (corn smut), 3873 nucleotides. RefSeq lists its product as uncharacterized. The transcript has a single exon. The coding region runs from base 1 to 3873 and encodes 1290 amino acids. NCBI's taxonomy places the organism in Eukaryota, Fungi, Basidiomycota, Ustilaginomycetes, Ustilaginales. The record is from RefSeq and is a predicted model, not a curated record.